Messenger RNA from Cuculus canorus (common cuckoo), 2157 nucleotides. RefSeq names its product sorting nexin 6 (gene SNX6). The coding region runs from base 1 to 1455 and encodes 484 amino acids. The record is from RefSeq and is a predicted model, not a curated record. Gene Ontology annotation, molecular function: phosphatidylinositol binding. Gene Ontology annotation, cellular component: endosome. Lineage: Eukaryota; Metazoa; Chordata; Aves; Cuculiformes; Cuculidae. The transcript is spliced from 15 exons. Gene Ontology annotation, biological process: intracellular protein transport.
AUGCACAGUGUCUACCACAGCGGCAGGGAGCUAAUAGGAGGGGCGGUCCGAGGCGCGCGCGGCAGAGGAGGUGACUCCCCCUCGGCGGGGAGGGGCGGCCCGAGGCGCGCGCGGCCCCGCGCCCGCCGCUCUCUGUCUCUCUGCCCCUCGCGAGAGGAGCGGCGCGCGGCCCCGCCCCGCCCCUCCCCGCUGGGCUGCGGGCGGCGCGGCGGGCGCGGAGCGCGGCGAGCAGCCAUGAUGGAAGGCUCGGACGACGGCCCCGAUUUCCUCUCGGAGGAGGACCGAGGCCUCAGAGCAAUAAAUGUAGAUCUCCAGACUGAUGCUGCUCUGCAAGUGGAUAUCUCAGAUGCACUCAGUGAGAGGGACAAAGUGAAAUUCACUGUCCACACAAAGAGUUCCUUGCCAAAUUUCAAACAAAAUGAAUUUUCUGUGGUUCGGCAACAUGAGGAGUUUAUUUGGCUUCAUGAUUCUUUUGUUGAGAACGAGGACUAUGCUGGCUAUAUUAUUCCACCAGCACCGCCCAGGCCUGACUUUGAUGCCUCAAGGGAGAAAUUGCAGAAACUUGGAGAAGGGGAAGGAUCAAUGACUAAAGAAGAAUUUACCAAGAUGAAACAAGAACUGGAGGCUGAAUAUUUGGCAAUAUUCAAGAAGACAGUUGCAAUGCAUGAAGUGUUUUUGUGUCGCGUGGCAGCACAUCCUAUUUUGAGAAAGGAUUUAAAUUUCCAUGUAUUCUUGGAAUAUAAUCAAGAUUUAAGCGUUCGUGGGAAAAAUAAGAAAGAGAAGCUUGAAGACUUCUUUAAAAAUAUGGUUAAAUCAGCAGAUGGUGUCAUUGUUUCAGGAGUAAAGGAUGUGGAUGACUUCUUUGAACAUGAAAGAACAUUCCUUGUAGAAUAUCACAACCGAGUCAAAGAUGCCUCUGCCAAAUCUGAUAAAAUGACAAGAUCACAUAAAAAUGUGGCGGAUGACUAUAAUAGAAUUGGUUCUUCGUUAUAUGCAUUAGGAACGCAGGACUCCACAGAUAUAUGCAAGUUUUUUCUGAAGGUAUCAGAGUUAUUUGACAAAACAAGGAAAAUAGAGGCCCGGGUGUCUGCUGAUGAAGAUCUUAAACUUUCCGAUCUCCUGAAAUAUUACUUAAGGGAAUCGCAAGCUGCUAAGGAUCUCUUGUAUAGAAGAUCUAGGUCACUAGUGGAUUAUGAAAACGCUAAUAAGGCAUUGGAUAAAGCAAGGGCAAAAAAUAAAGAUGUGCUGCAAGCUGAAACUACACAGCAAAUAUGCUGUCAGAAAUUUGAGAAAAUCUCUGAAUCGGCAAAACAAGAACUGAUAGACUUUAAAACAAGAAGAGUUGCAGCAUUCAGAAAAAACCUUGUGGAACUAGCAGAACUGGAAUUAAAGCAUGCUAAGGGUAACUUGCAGCUGCUGCAGAGCUGCCUGGCAGUGUUAAAUGGUGAUACAUAAGCUACGCUCCGUCCUCCCACUAACAAGGGCUGCCCUCCUCUGGAUUUUGUUUCCAUGACUUUAAAUAGGCAUUUACGGUUCCCUGGAGAAAACAUUUGACAAAGUGCACAUAAGCAAGCUCCUUCUUUCAAAAGAAUUAAAAGAAACACCUGAAAGUAGCUCCAGACUAUAUGAAGCAACAGCAUACUUGUAAUACAUACAUAUUCAUGUUUGUUUAAUCAUUAUAUGCUUUCAUUGUUCAGAAACCAAAUGCUCUGGUUUUGUGAAAAUAGCCAAUAUAAUUAUGUUCACAUUAUGAAUACUAUGAUAUGGCUGCCAACCUUAUUUACCUUUGUAAGUAAUUUCUCAAGUUUACCAUUUGAAGCACAUUGUUCAAAUGGCCUAAAUAUUACCAUUAGAUAUUUGAAUAUUGUUACUAUAAAGGCAUUGUAUACACUGUCUUAGGUUUUUUCCGUGUACUGAUAUCAAGGAACUUAAUCUUUUUUUCAAUCGUGAACAUUUCUUAGAAAUUUUGGAGAACUUUGUGUAACCUUUUUAACUAUGAUUUAAAAAGAAAAGCAAAUGCAUUAGUAUGUUUGCCUUAACUUGUAGACUAAUCCAAUUAUUGUAAAAUAAACCAUGAAAUCAAUGAUUUUUCUAAAAUUAUGCCGACAUUGUAUCAUCUGUAAGCUUAAUAUUUUCUAGUAAAUCGGAUUAAUUUAA